AGCAACACAUUUCCCCGUGAGGCGCAACAGCGAAGCUAAGGAAAAUGGAGAGUUAUAGGUGCUCUCUAGCUUGAUAUACACUAUACUCUCCGUUACACUAUAUUUACAUUAUUGUGUAGAUUUCAUUGGUCUUUUUGAGGUGUGUUCGGUUGACGACUGUCAAAAUGAACAAGCAGAUUUUGGUCGUAGUAGCGCUGAUUGGAGUGGCAGUGGCUUGGCAGUGUGUCAAGAGACAGACUAAUCCUAAUGGAUACCUCACCUCAGCCGAGGGCUGGGACCAUUGUGAUCAGAAUGGAUUGGCUUGCUGUUACUACAUCAAUGGUUCCGUCAUCAUUUUCUCUCACGGGUACAACAACGGUUCAUACAACCCCAACACUCACUGUGAAUACGUGAUAGAUCUCGACCCCGAGUGCGACAUCGUCGUCUGUGCUCAAUUCGACUUCAGUAUGGCCGGAGAUGACAUGAUCAGCAUCAGCUCUGUUGAAUCAAACAUCAAAUGGACGGGUGAGAAGCAACCCUUCAACUCCAAAGUGGAAGGUAACAAAGCUUCAGUACGAUUCUCCUCGUCAGCUAAUGAUCCCCCAGAGGGAAGCAAGUGGUCUCUGGGAAUUGUUUGUGUCCCUAAAACUGAGUAUAAGUCAGUCUGCGAAGUUUGCGACGAAAUCGCAGAUGCGCAGGUUGAUGGACCGAAUGGUGACAACAUUCUGAAAGGUUUAGACUAGAGAACGUCACACGAUAAUGGACAAAUUUUCAUGGACAUUUGAGGGCCAUGCUAGAACUGGACUAAAGUAGAUGUUUAUAAUCACGAGCUAUAUCUUGAAGUGAUGUUCAGAUUUGCUUUUAAAAUAUAUAAAUUUCGAUUUUAGUAACUAAAUAAAAAGAUAUGUGAAGUCAAUUGAUAUCUUAUAAUGAUAAUCAUUGAUUUGGAGGAUAAUUUUGAGUCCCCCACUUUUAGAUUUAGAUUUCACUUGUUUGCUUCGCACUUUAUUCCGUGUUCAAUUAUUUUAAUUAGUUUUGACCCAGGUUAACUAAAAAAUUGUUGAUUAAAA
Molecule: messenger RNA, 1049 nt
Organism: Bolinopsis microptera
Lineage: Eukaryota; Metazoa; Ctenophora; Tentaculata; Lobata; Bolinopsidae
Exons: 6
Coding region: 165-722 (185 amino acids)
Source: RefSeq, a predicted model, not a curated record